AACCCUCACUCACUCCGGUGAAGACAGAACAAAGGCAAGCAGCAAGAUGAAGCACCUGUUGUUUUUGGGGAUUGCAUUUUCUGCAUUCUACAUCAGCCAUUCGAAUCCUCCAGAUUUCUGUCAAUUGGCCCCUGAAGAAGGUGAAGGUUCAAGCUUUACCUUUUCAAUGUAUUAUGACCCCAUCAAGGGUCAGUGCAAUCCUUUCCUUUACAAAGGCCAAGGAGGAAAUGCCAACCGUUUUGAGAAUGAAAGAGAGUGCAUAAGGAACUGUUCUGUCAAUGCAGAAAACAUCUACCCCAUGGAUGUAUCCCAAGCCUGCCACUUUAAAAAGGCCAUAGGUGAUUGCAGUGGUCAGUAUUUGAGAUACUACUACGAUUCUGUUCAUGACAAAUGCAAAAAAUUCCUCUGGUCUGGAUGCAUUGGAAAUGGAAACAGGUUUUUUGAUCAAGGGAGCUGCAACUCCACCUGUGAUGGCAUCCACGAUGAUGGUGUGGAAGAAGAGGAAGACGAGCCAGACACUCCUAUUGCCAUCAUCUGUGGAGUUCUGCUUUCUGUCAUUAUUGCCGCUAUCUUCAUAACUGUGAUUGUCUUGACUGUUCAGUCAAAGAAAAAGAGCCCCAAAAUGAAGGCAGAAGGGAAAAGUAAAGACAUCCAGUCUGGCUCACCUCUUCAGGAUAAGGCGAUUGAAAUGGCAUAGAAAAUCAUGUCACCUUGAUGGCAACAUUCAUCAGCUUGGUUGUGUAUUAUAACUCUAAUAGUCUUGAUACCAAACAUAACUGAUUGCAACAUUUAACUUCAAUUUCGAUUUUUUUUACUGACAUUAUGUACAAGCCAUUACAAUUUUGUUGUUUCAUGUUUUGUUUCACACACAACAUGUGCAAAGUGAUGUGUCUUAAGUUGUGUUAUUUCCUGGGAACUUUAUACUGUACUUUCAUUUAGCAAUUUAAAUAAAUCUGAUCAGUCACAAGUGUUAUCAAAAGCAACCACAGCGGUAACGAUUUGUCAAUUAAUUGAUCUGUUGAUUUAACUGAAACCAUUUGAAUAAUUGAUUAAUUGUUGAAGUCCUUUUUCCAGGAAGAAUGUCAACGGUUUCCUUUGUUGCAGCUAUUCAGUUGUGAGGAUUUCCUGCUCUGCUUUGCCUUAUGUGAUAGUAAACAGAAUACAUUUGGGUUGGCGGACAAAACAAUUUGGGAUCCAGGAAAUUGUUUCUUACAAUUUUUAUAGACCAAAUGAUUCACUGAGAAAACAGUGGGCGCAUCAGUUAUUAAUUCAAUUCAUUGUUUAGUGCUGCACCUGAAGUUUUGAGAAAUAUUUCCUUUAGAAGCAUCUCAGUAUUUUUUUGAUGACAAACGAACUGCAUCAUUCAGGUACUCAUCUGCUUUUGCACAAUUACCUCAAAUGCUUUCUAACCAUGCAUUUCAAUGUUUCCAAAAUAUAACUGCAUCAUCACCUGGCUCAAAGAUUUGUUGAAAACUAUCUGAAGUCUUCUGAAGACACAUGCCAAUUCUAAACCCAACACAUAUAUUUAGAGGUGUUUUUGUGAAGUGCAUGCCCACUGCAUACUCUGUUAUUAUCUUUUCCGGCUCAGCAUUUGUGAAUCUUUUGUUUUAGGCUGUAAACUUCUCAACAUAAUAGUGUCAAAACCAACCUGUCACAUCUUCCUGAAAUGUGUCGCUGUUGUAUCAAAUGUUUAUGCUCAUGCCUUGUAUUUGGGAUAUAAAAGCAGUUUUGCAUAAGAAUCA
Messenger RNA from Anarrhichthys ocellatus (wolf-eel), 1742 nucleotides. Its product is annotated as kunitz-type serine protease inhibitor bitisilin-3. Bases 47 to 697 code for a protein of 216 amino acids. The record is from RefSeq and is a predicted model, not a curated record. The transcript has 6 exons. NCBI's taxonomy places the organism in Eukaryota, Metazoa, Chordata, Actinopteri, Perciformes, Anarhichadidae. Gene Ontology annotation, molecular function: serine-type endopeptidase inhibitor activity.